AAGGCACUUUAGUCAGUCAGUUGUGUUCCAAAGCGUUCAGAACACAUUGCCAUAUUUCUUUACUUAUUUCUUCUUGCUCGUGGUUAAAAAACACAAAACUCAGACAAAAUGUGUGACGAUGAGGUUGCUGCUUUGGUCGUUGAUAAUGGCUCCGGUAUGUGCAAGGCCGGUUUCGCCGGUGAUGAUGCGCCCCGUGCCGUCUUCCCCUCAAUCGUCGGUCGCCCACGUCAUCAAGGUGUGAUGGUCGGUAUGGGACAAAAGGACUCGUACGUCGGUGAUGAAGCCCAAUCCAAGAGAGGUAUCUUGACCCUCAAAUACCCCAUUGAACACGGUAUCAUCACCAACUGGGAUGAUAUGGAAAAGAUCUGGCAUCACACUUUCUACAAUGAAUUGCGUGUCGCCCCAGAGGAGCACCCAGUCUUGUUGACUGAAGCCCCAUUGAACCCAAAGGCUAACCGUGAGAAGAUGACCCAAAUCAUGUUCGAAACCUUCAACUCCCCAGCCAUGUAUGUCGCCAUCCAAGCUGUCCUCUCCCUGUACGCUUCCGGUCGUACCACCGGUAUCGUCUUGGACUCCGGUGAUGGUGUCUCUCACACCGUCCCAAUCUACGAAGGUUAUGCCUUGCCCCAUGCCAUCCUCCGUUUGGAUUUGGCUGGUCGCGAUUUGACCGACUACUUGAUGAAGAUCUUGACUGAACGUGGUUACUCAUUCACCACCACAGCUGAACGUGAAAUUGUUCGUGAUAUUAAGGAGAAAUUGUGCUAUGUCGCUUUGGACUUCGAACAAGAAAUGGCUACCGCCGCUGCCUCCACCUCAUUGGAGAAGUCUUAUGAACUUCCCGACGGUCAGGUGAUCACCAUUGGCAAUGAACGUUUCCGUUGCCCAGAAUCCCUCUUCCAACCCUCAUUCUUGGGUAUGGAAUCCAGCGGUAUCCACGAAACCGUCUACAACUCCAUCAUGAAGUGUGAUGUGGAUAUCCGUAAGGACUUGUACGCCAACAUUGUCAUGUCUGGUGGUACCACCAUGUACCCAGGUAUUGCUGAUCGCAUGCAAAAGGAAAUCACCGCCUUGGCUCCAUCCACCAUCAAGAUCAAGAUCAUUGCCCCACCAGAGCGUAAAUACUCCGUAUGGAUCGGUGGUUCCAUCUUGGCCUCCCUCUCCACCUUCCAACAGAUGUGGAUCUCCAAGGAAGAAUACGACGAAUCCGGCCCUGGCAUUGUCCACCGCAAGUGCUUCUAAGCAGUUACUAUUACCAACUACUAGUAAAACGCUUUUACGUGUUCGUGCUGACGUGGCUAUUGCAUUGUUGGUCGCAUUAUUGUGCCUAACGAUGCAGUAU
Anastrepha ludens (Mexican fruit fly) is the source of this 1339-nucleotide messenger RNA. Its product is annotated as actin-2, muscle-specific. The record is from RefSeq and is a predicted model, not a curated record. The coding region runs from base 109 to 1239 and encodes 376 amino acids. Gene Ontology annotation, biological process: mitotic cytokinesis. NCBI's taxonomy places the organism in Eukaryota, Metazoa, Arthropoda, Insecta, Diptera, Tephritidae. The transcript is spliced from 2 exons.